GGCAGCAGGGCACAGCAGAGAGCCAGCCAAAGGGGAGAAGGGCUCCUACGCCUUCCUCUUCCCACACUCACAAAUCCACAAUCCAAGACUAGAAUCCCAAGUUGCAGCAGACAUAGGAGGGGAGGGCAGUUAUCUAAGCCUCUCAGCACCCCUGUGUGCCUGGUUGGAUCAUGGAGCUGCACUGUCUUCCUACUGAGACACCCACCACAGCCAGCUCCUGCUCCACGGACCCCCUAUACGAUAACUGCCCACCUUUUGCCCAGCGAGGGAGGGCCAGGGAAAAGGAAAUGGAGAGUAGGGUUGUGUGCCCGGCUGUAACCAGACUCCCAGGGCCCUGCAGUAGCCCACUGCCUGGUCUGGCCCCAGCUGUGGCGGAGAUUCCCACACUGGUCAUUGGGGGAAGAGGGACUGGCGCCUGGCCAGAUCACAGCUACUGCAGCUGGAGAAGAGUUCUGGGAAGACAGGGAUGGGAAGCAGAGCUGGAUCCAGGCAUCAACAGAGCAAGAGGAGAACAGGGAUAUAGCUGGGGAGUUAAGGACAGAGCUCAUCUGAAUCAGGGCUUGACUCCAUCACAGAGUGAGGAGCACAGGAGUGCUCUGUCUCUGUAUGAUAACCUCCCCGACGCUGUCACCCCUGACAGCCUCCAAGAGGUCUUUGACAUGGACACAAGCCUCCAGGAGCACUUGCAGGAGCAGAUGUACCCUGCAUGGGCCCCAGUGCAGAUCCAAGGGCUGAUGGAUGGUGAGGGACUGAGUGAAGACAAGAGCACCUGGUCCUCCUGUGAGAUCAUCCUCGCUGAAAGCAGUUCCAUUAACCAGGACAAGAAUCCAGAGCAAGACAAGAAGCAUGAACAGGAGCCAGAGCUGGACUCAGGAUCCUUUGGAUUUAAGCAGGGGGACCUGAUGCUGCACCUCCAGCUCCCGAUGUCACCUCCUCAACAAGAUCUUCCGGCAUGUUCCCCUCAGCUAUCUCCAACGGAGUGCCAGGUUAUGUGGCCCCCAGCUGAAGCCCAUCACCCAGAGCAGCCACCCUGUUCUCCCAGGGUGCCCCCUCCUGUACCCCUGGCAGACCCCUCUGCCAGUGCCCUUCGCAGCCUCCUCACUAGCCUCCAACAGCAAAUAGUCAGACAGAGGGAGGAGUACGAGGCACGGAUAAUCAGCCUGGAGCAAAGAAAUGAAGACUUGCAGGUAGAGGUUGUUCGGUUGAAAACAAACCUCGCGCAGCAACGGCAGUGGUACCAGGCAGUCCAGGCUAAGAUCAUGGAGUCCGAAAGGGCCCGGGCUACCGCAGAACUACGCAAUGCGACGCUGCAGAAGGAGAUGGAGCAGUUCUUUGACACCUUUGGAGAGCUCAACAAUGAGGCCAAGAAGACAGAAUGUAUCGUCAAGAGCUUUUGAGUACAGAAACUAUGCUUGAGUUGUGUGUGAUGAUAUGAACAGUGGGUGCAAAGCGAAGGACAAAAGGCACAAGACUGGCUCGUCUUUAAACUCUAGUUAGAUUCAUUUAGUAUAGUAGUUUGUCACUAUUCAUGUAGAAUAUUUCCUUCCCUAUAAUUGGGAAAGGUUUACGUGAUGUACAAUUAUUCCUCGAUUAAGAAUGUGAGAAAUAUACAAAACAACAUCAAUGAAAGAAAAUUAAUCACUGAUGUCCACUUUAUUAGUUACAUAAGGGCAAAAGAUGAUGGCCAAGAGAUUAUAUUGUGGUCAUUGCAAUUACACAGGACAUCUCUGAAAAUAAAAGGAGAAACAAACUGUGUGAGAUGUAGAGUGCAUACAAUGGAGCUUUUAAAAAAACAAACAAAGGAAAACACAAGAUGUUCUGAGCAUUGUAAAGCUUAGUCCAUAUCUGAUAAGAUUUUAGGGAGUGAAUUGGCCACUCCUCUGGUCAUUUAAGGCAUGACUGAAAGAAUAAGGUCAUUUUUAUUGAAGGAAAACAUAGCGUACAAUAUGGUGCUUCAAGUCCUCAGUGACUUCAUAGUGUCAUAUUUCUGCAUUUCCAUCCCAUUGUGCAAUCAGUUCUGCAAAAAGCAGUUCCCCAGUCCAUCGUUAAGUCUCCAUCUUGAGUUUCAAUGUCCAGGUUUUCAUUCAUGGCUCCACAGUCACGUCCUCAUUUUAAACCACAACAUGUUUAGGGGCCAACGUCCUCCAUACACUCUGCCUUUGCAACCAGGCGGCUGCUGUCUUUAAGGACGACUCAAAGGAGAUAAUGAAGGACAGGAGCUGCACAGUACUUUUUGAUGAUAAAACACACACACACACACACACACACACACAAAAUACAACACUGCAUCAAACAGGCUUUCAAAACCAAGAACAUCAAGGUACUGUAAGAAAUGGAACUGGACUGAAUGGUUUUCUCUUUAUAACAAGAACUACAGUAUCUUAUUGGCAUCUAUAAUGCCUUCAUGCACAUUAAACACUGUUAUUUGUGUUUUACUGCCUUUACAUAAGUUCUUAAUGAUGUCUGAUUCAUGAUUAGACUUGCUACUGCUCUGGUACUAAUGGAAUGAUUUAGAAAAGGAGCAGCCAAUGCACGGAUUUGUCAGUGAAAUGACCAGAGGCGUCAUUUACACCAGCCUCAAUGUGAUUGUGUGCAACAUUUCGCAAGAACACAAAAAUAAACACUACAUGUAUC
Micropterus dolomieu (smallmouth bass) is the source of this 2634-nucleotide messenger RNA. RefSeq lists its product as uncharacterized. Lineage: Eukaryota; Metazoa; Chordata; Actinopteri; Centrarchiformes; Centrarchidae. The record is from RefSeq and is a predicted model, not a curated record. Bases 171 to 1397 code for a protein of 408 amino acids. The transcript has 2 exons.